Cylicocyclus nassatus is the source of this 2706-nucleotide messenger RNA. Lineage: Eukaryota; Metazoa; Nematoda; Chromadorea; Rhabditida; Strongylidae. The record is from the annotation of a GenBank genome assembly.
AUGGUGCAACUACAAGCUGUUACAACAAUUCUCAAGAUGUCAGGGAUGUUAUCUGAAGAUAGUACUCCUGAGUUAGACCAAGCUAAGUUACGUAAAGCUAAUUCAGAAGCAGAUAUUGCUAAAUCUAAAGCAAUCUUAGCGCAAUACGAAGUCCAAAUCAGACAAGAAGAAUUUGCUGAUAACGAUGAAGAAGAAAGAACAGACGACUUAAUGGGAGCUAAGCAACUUCAAGUAUUGUUUUGGUGGCAGUAUCCGGAAUACCAAGAUAAGUUUGCAAUCAUUGCUGACGGUUCUGUUCGUGCUGGUAAAACAGUUGUGAUGUCGACAAGUUACAUUCGUUGGGCUAUGGAGUCAUUUAAUGGUCGUAACUUUGGUAUGGCAGGUAAAACAAUCGGCUCUUUAAGACGAAAUGUUAUUCGUGAUCUAAAACGAAUUUUAAUCUCUGAACAUUAUCGAGUGCAUGAUAAUCAAUCGGAAAACAUGAUUACUGUAUCUAAGAAUGGACGGACUAAUUACUUUUUCUUGUUUGGUGGAACGAAUGAAGCGAGUCAAGACCUUGUUCAAGGGAUAACUUUGGCUGGCUUCUUUUUUGAUGAAGUCGCUCUUAUGCCAGAGUCAUUUGUAUCUCAAGCAACUUCUCGUUUAUCAGUUGAACAUUCUAAAGCAUGGUUUAACUGCAACCCUGAAUCACCUUAUCACUGGUUUAAGCUUAAUUGGAUAGAUAAGUUAAGUGAUAAGAAAGCAAUUCGAGUUCACUUUCUGAUGAAGGAUAACCCUUCAUUAUCAAAAGAAACGAUUGACCGAUACGAGAAUAUGUAUUCAGGGGUUUUCUAUCGACGAUAUAUUUUAGGCGAAUGGUCGGUUGCUGACGGUGUUGUUUACGAUAAUUUCGAUAGAGAAACAAUGGUAGUUGAUGUUCCUGAUGAUGUAGUUUGGGAGCAACAAUGGAUAAGCAUUGACUACGGGACAUUAAAUCCGACUGUAUUUAAGCUUUGGAGCUUGUAUAAAGGUGUUUGGUAUAACAGAGCCGAAUACUAUUACAGCGGACGUGAAACAAGUAAACAAAAGACUGAUGAGCAAUAUAUUGAUGAUUUAGAAGAUUUCUUUUAUGAGAAUGAAUUAAAUCGUGAGUCAGUUAAGUUAAUUGUUGACCCGUCGGCCGCUUCUUUCAAAAAGUCAUUACGUAAUCGUGGUUUUACAGUUGUGAAUGCUAAUAACAACGUAUUAGACGGUAUUCGAUUUAUGAUGACUCAAAUGAACGCUGGCAAGAUGAAGUGGACUGAAAACAGAGGGGAUUUAGUGGAAACAUAUUUAAAUGAUAAUUGCUAUGUUGAUGAUGACAAUGUUUUUUACUUCAACGGCGAUAAAAUAACGCGAGAAGAUAUUGAUGUUUUCAUCCUUAAACAUUCAUCAAUUGUUCGUGAUUAUGAAAAGUAUCGCAAUUACUACAAAUCAAAACAUACUGAAAUCUUAAACGCUAAACCUAAGCCUGAUUACAAGCCGGACAAUCGUUUAGUAAUCAAUCAUGCUAAGAAGAUUGUAGAUACUUAUUCCGGUUUUGCAGUUGGAAAACCAAUUCAAAUUAGCUUAACAGAAGACUUAGCGAACACAUCACUAGCUGAAUUUAAUCGUUCACGAAAUAUGGAUACGGUGAUUUCUCGUGUCUGGAAAGAAAGCUCUAUCUUUGGUAGGGCUUAUUUUUAUGUCUACGGGGACAAUGGAGAGAUUAGAGUAACUAAUACAUCUCCGCUAAAUACGUUUGUUAUCUAUGAUGAUACGGUAGCUCAUAAGCCAUUGUAUGCUGUUCGUUACUCUACUGUUGGUAUGGGCUUGCAAAAACGAAUUACAUUGUAUAGUGACAAGUUUAUCUAUGAGAUUUCAGAAAAAAAUGCUGGAAUGGGUCAAAAGAAAGCUAAUCCGUUUGACUUAAUUCCAAUCGUUGAAGUAGUAGAAAAUGAUGAACGAUUAGGGUUGAUUGAAAAUGUAAUUACUUUAAUUGAUGAAGUAGAUAAAGCAAUUAGUGAGAAAUCAAAUGAUGUUGCUUACUUUGCUGAUGCCUAUUUAAAAGUAUUAGGAGCAUUAUUAACGGAUGAACAGUUAAAAAAUCUACGAGACAAACGAGUAAUUAACAUGAAGUCUGCUGAAACAGAAGACGAUACUCCUGAAAAGUUGGAAGUUGAUUUCUUGAGCAAGCCUAAUGCUGACGGAACGCAAGAAAACUUAUUAAAUCGUGUGAUUGAUAACAUUUAUCAAAUGUCGAUGAUUGUUAAUUUAAAUGACAAGGACUUUGGUAAUUCAACCGGAGUUGCCUUAGAAAUGAAGUACAAACCAAUGCUUAGCUUAGCAACCUUAAAAUCACGGUUAUUUUCAGAGUCAUUAAAGCGAAUGUAUCAAGUUGUUUUUGCUUCAAAUCUGAUUAAAAACGUUGGCGAAGAAGCAUGGAAAGACUUAGAUAUUUCAUUCCAAUACGACUUACCGCACGACGUGCUAUCAGAAGUACAGACUGCUCAAGCAUUAGCUAGUUUGGGAGUAUCAACGGAAACAUGGUUGAAAGUUAUUUCGGUUGUUAAUGAUCCUAAGCAAGAAGAAGAUAAGAUGUUGAACGAACAAAAGCAGCAAUUUAAAAAUAACUUAGAAAUGAUUGCUAGUGGCAACAUUAAACCGGACGGUGAAGUAAAUGACAACGGUCCAAGACGAGAAGAAUAG